Molecule: messenger RNA, 11626 nt
Organism: Asterias rubens (European starfish)
Lineage: Eukaryota; Metazoa; Echinodermata; Asteroidea; Forcipulatida; Asteriidae
Exons: 20
Coding region: 1379-9541 (2720 amino acids)
Biological process (GO): intracellular signal transduction
Molecular function (GO): protein binding; guanyl-nucleotide exchange factor activity
Source: RefSeq, a predicted model, not a curated record
CCAACGAGUUUUGGUUUUGUGUUUAUUGUUUUAGAAUAGUAAAAUACACCUGUGAUGUCCAAUUAUCGUACUACACGAAGGAUACGACGUAUCAAAUUGCACAUGUUGGUAAAAUGUUGAGCAGGAAAUUUGAGAAAGUGAGUUUUAUAGAAGAAUUGGGAAAGAUGUGACUUGCUGAAUUAUGACCUUUGACACAUCCUAGAAGCUGCAAAAAUGAUGGCAACCAAUCAAAUGGCUUCAUAAUUCUGGCCCAAUUUACCAAUUCAAAGGCAGAAAACACAGUAAUCACCAACGCACUUGGAAAUGGACAUGUUGAACUUUUAACAUGAGUGUCCAGGAAUUCUGCUACACAUCCACCUUCAUCUGUUUACAACUGUACAACAAACUGAAAGUUGUGCUGUUUUGAAGUUUUGAACUGUCUAAAAAAGGUGAUGAAGAGCUUCUUCGAUGAGAAUAAAUUAAUUUCCAGUGAAUUGGAUUUGAAUGGAACUGAACAAUCUCUUGGAAAUUUGUUGUUUAGGAAUAAUCACAUCAGUUGCAUUUGGCUGAGCUCGUGUCAUUUAAACUGGAGUGUGUGACUAGUGUGUCAAGCUUGAAUAGUCAGCGAGCUUCAGGGCAAGUUCAGAUUCAGAAAGAUAGAGAGAAAUUAUUGCAGCCAUCGAUCUUUAGCUUCCUGGGGGUGAACUUCAGUUUUGUCACUGGAUCUUUUUUGAAAGAGUCUUUGUUGUUACUAAACAAGAAGAUUGCUGUGGAAACACUGUGACGAAAAGGAAACAUGUCUAAAGUUUGGACCCGAUAGGUCAUGAGAUCAUGGAUGUAUAACCCAGCAGUUGGUAAAACAAACUAUGAGAACGAGAUUUGAAAUGUGGAUCGGAUAGCUGUGGUGUAUUCUUUACAAUGACAAGAGGGCAAGAAGUGAUGUAUACAUUAGGUAAAACUCAAGUGCAGAAAUCGGGUUAAUGUCACCCAGAGUGUUAUACCAAAUCAGAACAAAUGUAGUCACCCAGCGCCACUCAACCAAUCAGGAACUACCCACGUUGAUCAUGAUAAGUACAAGUUGAUUUUUAUUUCCACCACAACCCUACGCUAAUCGCUAUCAUCAUCAAAGAGCUACUGUUUUUCUUUUUCAUGGUGUUGUUUUGGGUAAAUACAGACUUUGCUUGUUUGCAUAACUGAUAGCAAAUACAAACAUCCAUUGGGCCUAUGGUGGGGCCAUGGGGUCUAUCAUGAAGCGCUUAGUAAAUAAUUACACCAUGACAAGUUGUCAAUACUGGCAUGCAGUAACAUACACCAGCUGCACGAUUCAAUCUAGUGACUGCCAAAUGCACAACAGCAACAUCAUGUUCUGACAAACAGUACCAACGACACAAGUUCCAAAAUGGAUAGCUCAGGAGUUCCUCACGAUAAGUCCCACCCUUUAAGGAGCCAUGUUCCAACAUGGAGGGCAGGAGCCAAAUCAGCAGGUACAUCUGAUGCAACAAAUGAAAGAAAAGGAAAAGCAUCAGGGAUUCGCCCACCACAAGUUCGGACUAACCCACGGGUGACGCGUCAAGGAUUGCGGAGUAAAAAUGACAGUGAAAGUUCUGGGGAUUCUCAACUGGUCACAAGUCCAACAGAUCUUGACAUUAGCGGUAUCGACUUGAACCUCUCUCCGCUGUCUCCUUCUUCCUCCUUGACGAGACGAGGAGCCUUCAGAUACGGCAGAGGAAUCAAACCACUUCAUGUUCAUAACUUGGGAUCAGGAGCAGCUACCCUUCCAAGAAUGCGACCCAAGGGAUCUGGCACAGCAAGACAGAAUCUGGAUAUUUUCACUAAACCUGAAAUUGAAUCCUCAGCUCCAGAAACAUCCAAGGAGCAAAUACUUAAAGAUCCUGUCAGUACGUCCUCUAGAAGGACGUCACAAAGAUCCAAAUCAGUUUAUGGUUUAGGGAGAACAUAUGAUGCUAAGCAAGUAAUUCAAGAGAGAAAUGAUGCAUCAAAGAAAAGUGAAAAAGCUCAAGAUCCUUUACCUACAGGUGACAAAACGUCCAAAGGUACUAAUAAAGUAAGGACUAAUAUCUCAAAAGGACCGGAGUCCUCAAAGGUUCAAAAGAAAUCUCCGGAGGGCUUAAAGGGACAUGUGGAUAUGAACUCCAACAGUUCCAACAACAAAGGAUCUAGUCACCCAAAAACUGUUUCAAGACAAGUAGAUACUGGAGCUCCUAAUUUCAAGACGUCGGUUUCCCCUCCAAAAGAUCAUGCGUCUCGACCUGCUGCAAAGGUGGACUGCUUAACAGAGCAUAAGGUCACUAAACACAGUAACACUAACUCGUGUAGUCGAGAUGAUAAAGGAAAAAUUACAUCCAAAAGUGUUCCACUCCACAGGCGAAAUCGAUCCGUAGACGAAGCAGAACAAUCAAAUGUAGAAGCAGAACAGUCAAAUGUAGAAAUGACACCAAAGGUUCCACCAAGACGACAACAUGCUCUUCCUAAACCAACAAACUCGUCUCCAUCAAGUAGUCUGACAAAGUUUUUAAAACCUUCACGAGAAAGUUCAAGAAGUAGAGAGCGAUUGAACGUUCAGGAUACUCCUAAGCCCCCUCCAAGACGUCCAAAACAACAGCCCUUAACACGCCGAUCAGAAAGUCCCAAAGCGAUACCUACACUUAAAUCAAAAACACAUUCAGGCAUUGGCCAAGACAGGAGUAAAUCAGGAUCACCAUCUCAAAUCUCACCCAAACCUUUACCAGCGAUGGUAAAGGUUCAUCUCAGCAGCAAAGGCUCUUCAAGUUACCCUCUUGGCAGUACAGUAUCGUCAAUGAGGGAUACAUCAAUGAGGUCUCAUUCUGUCAGUAAUAUUCCAGUCCCCGCCUCAUCUAAAAAAUCAAGCAUCCCAAGACCACAUCGACAAGUGAAACUGCGGCAAAAGGGAUCCAAGUCAGAAACACACAAUCCUGUCUUUAGACUGAGUCUAGAUGGAGGCGAUAGCGGAACCGAGAAUUCCUCGUCCUUAGCAACCACGCCGUCAGAAUGCUCAAUAGACGUUGAUUUCUCAUUUGACGAGGCUUCUCCAGUCUGUCGACUGACGCCGGCAAAAUUCUACUCCAUUUCAGGAAUGGAGGACCAUAUUGUGUCUUCAUCUGAGAACUCUGAGAAGGAUUUGUUCCAAGACACUCUAGAGACCGAACCAGAGGUCAUUAAAGUCACAAACCAUCCUCAAACAUGGAGUAUGAAAGACAAAACAUCUCCUCAAAAGCCAGUGACUGUCAAAGAUACAGAAGAUGAUGAACCCACGACGCCCAAAAACAAAACAUUCACCUCUACCUCAGAAUUUAAAUCACCGAAAAGUGUGACUUUGUCCUCAGAAAGUUACUUAUCCGAAUUAGUUUACAGCCCUAAGGCAGAGCAAUUUCAUCAUCUUAAACCAGUUGGUCAAACUUUUUCAGAUGGCAACUUGAAUUUAGUUAACAGUGCCACAGCAGCUGACAGCAUAAAAUCUGGGAAUAUCACAAAUCCAGAAAAUGUUGCCAAGUCAAUUGACGACACAAUAAAUCAUGCCAAGUUUCAUGAAGUUUCCUCCAAAACAUCCCAAGACAUUACCAGAAGUAUUAAAGCUAUAAAGAGAGACUUGUUAGCAUCUUCCAGAUCUUAUGAACAAAAUGGAAACCAAUCCACUUGGAAAAAAUCACCCCAACAUCCGACAGACUCUUCAAAAUCCACUGGUUUCAUCCAGAGUAAGAUUGGUCAUGAGAUUGCCAUCCGGGUGGCAAGAGGAGACUUAAAGGCAAGCUCAGUUGACGGAGAAGGAGAAGCAAUUCAUUCCAGUAUUAAGGAGGACCCUAGAUGCAUCACUGCACCUCAUAAAGUGUCUUCCAGUAAACCACGAGAUGGGACAGAGUAUGGGACAAAAUCUGCAGUAACAGUCAAAACCUCAGGUGUUGAGGCUAGUGCGGACUUCAACCAGAAGAGCUCAAAGCCAAGGAGAAGAAUUUCUAGCAUCAAAUCACCGCAUGACGUUCAGAGCAACAGCAAGGAUCAUCUAAGGGAUCAAAGAAAUGCAGAAAGUGGCUUAAGUGCUCUGGAGAAAAUGAUGGAUGCUGGGGAAGGUACUCUGAAACCAAAUCACAAGAAGAACUCGUUCCACCCUUACACCAAAGAGAACUCUGGAACUGAAGGGAAAUAUCUGCGUUCCUGCUCCGACCCAAUGAAAUUGCUUGAAUUCCUCAUGAAUAUUGAUGAGCCACCAAAGGUCGGAGGUUACGAUGGUGACAUGAAAGGAACCACAGUGGUGAAGAGGAGAAGAGCUAUCUCGGAUAUACUUGGUCCAGGUCAGAGAGUUGUCCACAAAGACGGAGGAUUAAACCGAUGGAGUAUGCCCGCCAUGCUCGAACAAUGGUCGCAUAACUUUCGGUCACACCUUACCAACAAUGGACGUUCCCGUCAGAAGAGUCGUUCAAAUGAAAUCAAUGCAGUACCUGUUAAAACUGUUGCUCCUGUCUUCUCUGAUAAAAGUCUAUCCAGCACAUCUGGGACGUCAAAUGUGAAACCAGCAAUGAAAUUACCACAAAGAAAGUUGUAUGGAGUAAGUGGUGAUGGAAGUAGGAGAUUUUUGUCUUCACUGAAAAGAACAAAAGACGUCUUGCAAGAUGAUUCUCAAUGUAAUAAACCCAAAAUGAGACAUCGCUGGAGUGUACCUGUUGCUCCUUACAGUAUUCUUCAAUCUAUAAUUGAUACUGAAGGAACGCAGACCAAGGAAGAAAAGCUGCCGUCUUCUGAAGAUCAGGAAACAGAUGAAGGAGGACAGCUCCUCAAGAGAAAAAGCAGAUGGAGAUGGAGUCUUCCACUCUUAAGAUCAUCUCGAUCUUCAACUGAUCUCAAAGACCUCAAACUCCAGUCUAAGGAUGAUUAUAAAGUCUCUUCAAGAAGCCUGAAAACCUCACCUUCAGCCCCUGAUUUGAAAAUUGAACCAGAUUCACCAGAACACCUUGAUACAAAAAAACAAGCUCUGUCCUUUUCUGACAUCACAGAUAACAAUCUGUCUUCCCCAAAUACUGUCAAGGUGUUUGUUGACAGUACCUUCGCGGAACAGCAGAACAAUGACUUUCAUUGUUCUAGUUUGACCAAAGUUACCUCUACGUCAUCACCACACCUGAAUACCAGUAACUUUCUGAGCAUAUCAUCUGACGACGACCCGUCACCAGCUUCUUUGAAAGUCAACACCUCCACCGAUGCCUCUGGAUUGUCAGCCAUUCUAAGAGAUCCGGGUUCUAGAUACUCAGGGAAGAAGAAUUCCAAGAAACGGUUGUCAUGGAAACGAGAGAAGAGUCUAGAGAAUGUUUGCUACUUGGAGAGUUUUGAGAUGACAGAGUUUGAAGAUGAAGGCAUCUUAGCUGAAGAGGAAAGUGACUUGAGCUUACCACUGAGUCCCCACACACCACCAGGUAUUAUUCUCCCACAUCAACCCAAGAAUCAAACCAACAACAAUGAGGAUGGUGUCGAAGGAUCUAACAGUCUGACAAAGCCCAAGGAGAAUUCCACAAGAAUUAAGACAGCUCCUGUCUCAACCUUCUCCCCAUGGGUUCUACCUUCAGAUGAGCUCAAAUCCAAGCUAGAGAGUGUCUACGCCGAGCGCCAACAGACAGAACAUGAAAAUGAGAAUGAUAUCUGGAAGUUAAAUCCAAAUCCUCAGUCUACUCAGUCUUAUUCUUCAAGUCUUGAUUCCGAUCAGGGAGUGUUGCCAAGAGGUACUGUUUACCAACCUUCUGACAGCACAAUGAGAGAGUCAGCUAUGACAACUGGAAUCGGGAAGAGAUUUUCCUUAAAGCAACAGCUGAGUACUGAUAGUGAUCCAGACUUGAGUAGACAGUACAGCGACUCUACGUGUUUGCAAAGUAGAGACAACAUCAAUGAGAUUCACUCAGGGAGUCGAAGUCCAGGUUAUCUGAGCGAUGGAACACCGAUCAACAACAACGUCUCCAGUCGACCCAAGCUUUCCCGACCUCGGUCCGCCUCUGGAUCAGGCACAGAGAGCCUGAAGGAUACUAGAAGGAAACUUGAUGAUGUGAGUCAUAAGACAAAGUUGAGGAUUGAACGAGAUAGAGAGGGCAAGACAUCCUCCAGACCCUCAAGUACUGAGAUUAGUGACCCCUCCGAAUUAAUUAUCCCUCAGAGGAAACUCAGACCAGGGCUUGCUCAACUAUUUGGGAACUUGGAAAAUGGAGUGCCAGAUGAGCCAACACUUGAUGGCGGGGACGUUAAACUGUCGGAAAAGGAUGACAAGAACUCUGAAGUUGUUCUGGGGCAAUCGUUGCUGGCCUUCCGACGGAGAAAGAAAAGCAUGGCGAUCGCCUUGAGCGAAGGUCGUUUAGAUCUUCUGUCAUCAGAGUCACCCAUUUCUCCAUCUCCUAAAUCCUCCGAGCUGAACUUGGUAUCUCAAAUUGGACAGUUGAACCAAGAGCUAAAGCAGCUUACACAAACUCCUCCAGGCACCCCGCCGACACCUUGCUACAUCCCAAGAGGAGGACUACAAAGGUCCGGAAGUAGAGGCAGUCUCGUAUCACUCCCUGGUUCAAACAAGAGCCCCAGACCAAGUUUUCCUACUCUAAGCUUAUGGAAAUCAGUCUCUCAAUUCCAAACAACUUUUGAUGACUAUCCAAAAAGUGAAACACCCAAGAAAGACAAGAGUGAUGGUGAAAUAAAGAGAGUCACACCACUGAAAAGUUUACCUAAAGACGAAGAAGAAGCGAAAGAGGGUAAAAUUGUCUCUCCAAAGGUCCUCCUGUCGAGAAUAAAACAUUGGAGUAAGAAGAAGGGGCAAACUAAACCAAAACCUAGACCUGAAAUCAUUAAAAUAGACCCUGUAAGAAUGCCUUCAUAUGGGAGUACUACUGAUGACGAAGAUGAAUGUCUUACACCGACCACACCCGUACCUCUUCUAGACACUACCAACAUCCCUUACCACUCACCAGAACUACCUCACCUCAUAACCCUCCGAUCUGUUCCCUUAAGCAGAGACACAACCUUAAGGAAAACCUGGCAUGGCAUGCCCUUCAAGAACUCUGAGGAAGGAGCGUUAGGGGAGAAUCAUGAAGGAGUGACUAAAUUCCAACGUUGCAAUUCCUUGAGAGCUCCGAUAAGACAGAGGAAGAAGGGUUUAUCACCGAUGGAGAAUGCUCAUCUUGUAGCUAUGCAGCUGAGUGCAGAGACGAUACCAGGGAGCAGUGUAGACAGUGGGAUUGUUAAAGACAGAGCUGCAGAGGAAGCUUCUUUGGCUGGUGACAGCGAUACUGGUAGUCAUCUUUGCAGUCCAUGUUCUUCUCUCGGUAGUAGUAACCCUCCUUCAAGACCUUUAUCAUCAGAUAUUGGUGAUCUACAAUGGGAAAAGGCAUUAGGUGAUCAUCAAGGAGGUUUUAAUGAUGGGUUUCUAGAUGAGAGGAAGUUAUCUGCUGUUACUAUCGGCAGGAGAGAGUCAGCGACUGGGGUGAGUCGAGUAAGAGGGCCGAUGUCAACACGUCUCAGUCUCGGAUCACAAUCAGCCUAUGAGACUUCAGAUUCUAUCCUCUCCCCUAAGAAAGUCACUUUCUCCUUAGCGGAAGACAUUACUAAGAAGGCCAUGGAGGCCGACUUGAAGAGGUUGCCCAAACCAAAUCAUCUACCGAGACGUUCUAAGACUGAUAUGGGAGAUAUUAAGGCAAUUACUAACGCUAUCAAAGAGUUUGAAGAGGAAGCAUCUUCAGAUGCGUCUUGUCAGACAAAACCAGCAUUCAGACGCAGGGCUCUCUCUGACCUCUCUAGCAUCAUCGAGAAAGAGAAGACUAAAGAUGAGAAUCCUAAGCAGCCAUCCAUCGUGAUCACCCCUGACACAUCUAAGACUACUAAUAUGAUGAGAACAAGGAGUAUACCGGAUCAUAUGUCAAGGAUGGAAGGGCCGGGACACCAACCUCCUCCAAGAAAAAACUCACUAGCAGAUUUGAUUGGAUCUGAGGUUGGUGAAGUCCUGACUUCCUUUGGCAGCCAGUACAACUUUGAGGCCUACAGUCCAGACACGAUGCCAACCUUUGCCGAGGCUCUAUGGGACCAUGUUACUAUGGAUGAAUCUGAGUUAGCUUUCAAUUCCGGUGAUGUUAUCGAAGUGACUGACAUGAGAGAUAAGAACUGGUGGUGGGGUUGCAGAGGAGAAGUGGAAGGAUGGGUACCCGCCCAGUUUGUUAGGUUACGAGUAAGUCAAGGAGAGACAGUAGAAGAGUGCGUGGAGAGAUUGAAAGAAGAACGUGAACAAUCCAAGAGGAUUCCAUUGUCUAAGAAGAAUAGAAAGGUCAGCCUGAGCUUCCUUAGCAACGACCAGGUCAGGGCAAAAGUCGUGGAGGAGAUUAUCACCACAGAGAGAGAUUAUGUUCACCACCUUAAAGAUGUCUGUGAGGGUUACAUCGGCCAAGCAUCGGACAGACCAGAGAUGUUCUCAGAUAAAGUGAUGAAUAGUCUGUUUGGAAACAUUGAGGAGAUCUACAGCUUCCAGAAAGGAUUCUUACUUCAGUUAGAAGCUUCUAUUAAUCAGGAUCGAGCAGAUCUUAGCAGGAUAGGAGGCUGCUUCUUAGAUCAUAAAAACGGGUUUGAAACGUAUUCUGAAUACUGCAACAACUAUCCAAGAGCGCUUCGAGAACUCAAGCUGCUGAAAGAAAAACAGAAAUACAGACAAUUCUUUGAGGCUUGCCGGCUCCUACAAAACAUGAUAGAAAUCAGCUUGGAUGGCUUCCUCUUAACCCCAGUCCAAAAGAUCUGCAAAUAUCCUCUCCAGCUACGAGAGCUUCUUAAGUACACACGCCCUCAACAUGCUGACUAUCUGGAGCUUCAAGAUGCGUUAGAAGUCAUGAAGGAUGUGGCCGUCUCGAUCAAUGAUAGGAAGAGACGAAUUGAGAACAUUGAGAAGAUUGCUGCAUGGCAGAAGAUGAUUGGAGACUGGGAAGGUGAAGACAUUCUAGAGAAGAGUACACAGUUGAUUCAUUCUGGUGACAUCAUCGUUCUGGCAGGCAAACGAACUACUGGCAGGCGCUUGUUUCUCUUUGAUCAUCAGCUAGUUGUUUGUAAAAAGGAUUGGAAAGGAGCUCUGUUGUACAAGCGGAAGAUCAAUCUUGAUAUGAGUAACGUUUCUGACAAGUCUGAUGGGAAAGACUCCCAUUGGAAUGUAACAGUGAAGCACGCCUUCACAAUCCACAACACUGAGACAAACAAGUUACACACCUUAUCUUGCAAAGGAGAAGAUGAAAAGCAACUCUGGCUCAAGAUGUUUAACAAGGAACGAGAGAUGGUCCUUGAAGAUCAACAAAGAGGAUUCAGUAUACCUAGCUCUACACGUGAAGCUGCAAUGAAGAAUGUUGGUGAACAGCAACCUGGUAAACCACAAGAUGCUUCAGUCGUGACUCGUAAAGUUUCCACCAUGCCGUAUGCCUACCAACACAAGAUUCUGAAGACGCCAAAUAAGAGCAUCGACCUCCCCAGAGGAAUAUCAUCAUCAGAUGUCUUCAAGAAAAAGGGAAAAGGUUUAUUCGGCAUCGGUAAGAAGUGAGGUCUGGAGCAAUCCCAAGAGGGCGCUGUUUGCAUGCUCUUUCAAGACGAGGGGAAGACUGGUGUAGAGUGAGCUAAGAAAAGUACUGCAAGACGGUGCUGUGUUGGUGAGGAAGUGCAAAGCAAGUUGGCAGUGUAUGGGACGUCCCCCAAGUUCAGAGAAUUCAAGAUCUUCUGUGAUACGUCUUUGUGGUGCAUCUUUAGGGGUGUCAAGGGGUGCUGAGAUUAUUCUCUUUGGUGUUUCAACAAGAACUAGGGUGGAUGGUAUUUGUUGUUGGUUGUUCCAUCUGCUUCAUUGUCCCUUGGACUUGGGUUGUUUGUGAUGCUGUGUCCAUUAACUAAAACAACUUGGACAUUAUUAGCCUUUUUGAGAUAUGGUGGCCGGGUGCACUGUAUGGUUUGGAUGUAUACAGACAAUUAUCCCAAACCUGAUAGUGUCAAACUAGUAUUUUGUCCACCAUGUCUCAAGGUCGCUGUGGCUGUAAGGAUUAUCAGUGAGCUAGCCAUAGCCAUUACUGAAAACACUAGCUCACACAAACAACAACUUUCCCAAAAGAUUUAAUGGUACUAGUUAUUGUGGGUUUCUCUUACUCUUAAUUUGUUCUCAGUUGAAAACUUGCCCAAGUUUGUCCCUAAAAGUUUGAAUGUCUUCAAUAUGCAUUCAUGUGAUUAAUGAAAAUAAAAGAAGUCUUGCAGUUCAAUUGUACAACAAUUUGUGGCUUUGUAUAUUGUCACAGAUCAUGGAGCAAUGCUCCAUGCACAGAUCUAAUUAAAUUCUGAAAAAAACCUCAUUGUAUAUUGUUUUAUGUAUAUUUAUGUAUUGAGAAUGAACUUUUCAUUUUAUUUUGUAUAAAAUUUACAUGAAAGUCUAAGAUGGUUACUUAAUUAUGAAGUGGAAGAAGGUCCAGGUUUCGAUUCCCCAAAUAUCAUAUACUUAAAAAAAGUAAGACUCCACUUCAAAAUCGUUUUAUUGUAUAUAACGUGGCUGUGCUAUGUACAAAACAUGACAGGAUUUGUAAUUUAUGGAAUUUCUAAGUAUUUAUCCUUUUUUUUCCAGAUCAGCAAACGAGAUCAGCUGGCUGGUCAGAUUUAUUCUUUUUAUGAAAUUUUUGUGAAUAGUUUUUUUUAUUUCAAACGUGUCUUUUAGGCGUUUUAUAUUCUCUUAUUUGAUUUAUGAAUGUAAAGUAAUCUCACUCGAGGGGGGCUUCCAGCUCAUGGACUCCCUGUGCCCCCUUGAAAACAACCGGGUUGUGUCCCUAAAUGACAGAAUAGUGGCAUGUAUUUUAUACAUUUUUUGAAGAUGCCAAGUUUUUUUAAGUAGAUUACUUGAAGGUGAUGGUUACAACUUAAUGGUCACAACGUUGUUUUAACUUCUCUACUUUGUUGGCUCAAAAUAGUCACAAGAAAAAGUUCGGUGGAUAUGUUGACUUUGCACAGUUGACUUUAUAUUCAUCAUUAUAGCUUUUAGCAGGCUCAGAAGGAAAACAGUUAUCUCUUAAAUGCUUAUUUAUAAAUAUUUAAAUAUAUUUUAAGACAUUUAAAUAUAUUUCAAGUAAAUUAAAGUGUUUUUAUAAUGACCAAUUAACUCCAAGACGACCCACCAUUAUAAAAAUCAAAACUAUAAAAUGAUGAUUGUUCUGGAAUCUUUGCACUACUGUAGCAUAUUAAUUUACUCAUCUUAACGCCACUUAAAAUAACUCACACUAAUUUUGAUAUGAUUUUUUUAUUCUUCUGUAUAAAAUUUGCAAAAUCAAUCAGUAAAAGAUAUUGAGAAUUUGGAGGCCACCAACACAUGUUAAUCCGGAGGAAGCUCCCUGUCUUUGUUCAACCAAAAGUUAUUUAGAAAAGCCGCGUAAUAAACACAGCCCAUAAUGUUGUCACAAUAAAACGACCGAAAGAAUUGGUUCAGGUUUUGUUACUGUUAAGUUUAUUAUUAUUACCUCAUAGUUAUUUUGCUUGUACAUAUCUGCCUUAUAUAACAGAAUGCUUUGUGUAUGAUUGUGAAUAAUAAACAAUAUUAUAAAAAUGGGUGCUCUAUUAUGUGUUUAUCUGACUGUAAAUAAACCACAUCAUCUGUACUUCAUAA